Messenger RNA from Patella vulgata (common limpet), 2308 nucleotides. RefSeq lists its product as uncharacterized. The transcript has 12 exons. The coding region runs from base 77 to 2308 and encodes 743 amino acids. Lineage: Eukaryota; Metazoa; Mollusca; Gastropoda; Patellidae. The record is from RefSeq and is a predicted model, not a curated record. Gene Ontology annotation, molecular function: protein binding.
UCAACAUGUGGCUGGAGAUAAUUUUAAUGAUGAAGGAGUCGUACAAUCAGUUACAAUAACUACCAAGACACUUCAUAUGGGCAAUUCUGUUUUCAUAUCUGUAUGGGCUGUUAACGGGGUUGGAUUAAAAAGUCAACCUGCUCAUUCUGAAUUUGAACUUGUAGAAGGAGGAAUGUUAGAUUUAGCCAGGAGAUGUCAACCGUAUAAUUGUCUUGGACAUUGUGUUUGUGCUGCACAAGACAAAACAUGUUCAGAUGCUGACAACUGUAGAGACAUCUCAACAGGGAAUCCAAAUAACAUUAUCCAAGUUACAGACAUGACUAAUUUGAUGUCAUCUGAUGCUACACAGUCUUACUACACAUCGUCUGAUAAUUUUCUAGCUGCCAGAUGGAGGAUAAUAAACCCACAAGGCAUCUCUCCUAUAAGAUAUGAAUGCAGUGCCGGACAUUCCGGUGAAAAUUCACCCAGUGGAAUAUAUGACACUGAUACAGAAAGGACAUGGUUUGAUGUUGGUGAAAAUACCGAAACUAUAAUUACUUUACCUACAGCUAAAGUUUUAGAUAAGUCUAUAACAUAUAGUGUAUUUGUGAGGGUAUGGUAUAAUGCAAAUCAAUAUGCGAUAUUUAAGUCUCCUGGUAUUACACCACUGAUGUCUGCUCCGAGUGUCAGUCACAUAGCGGGAGCUGAUAUAAAAGAAUUAGAAACUAUAUUAAGUGUUAAGGAUUUAGAUUACCAAACAUCCAGCAAUCAGAUUAUUGUUGGUUGGAAGAAUAAAUUUAGAGGAGGAAUUCAUGGAUUCGAUUAUUUUAAGCCUUAUAUAAGCACCCAUCCACAAGGCCACAACGUUCAUCAGUCAUCUACAAGAGUACCUGGAAAUACUAGUGUAUAUACAGCUACUAAUCUAAAUCUACAAGAGAAUAGAGAAUAUUAUAGUACUGUACUAGCUUAUAAUAAAGCAGGAUUAUUGAGCUGGGCCAAUAGUGAUGGAAUAUUAAUAGACAAUACAACUCCCACUUCUGGUAUUAUAUAUGAUGGUAAUGAUAUCUAUGAUAAAGAUUACCAAAACUCUACAACAGUUAUAUCAUCAUCGUGGUAUGGUUUUACUGAUAGUGGUACUAGUAUAGUUAAAUAUUACUGGUGUAUUGGUACUGGUAUUAGUACUACAGAUUGUAAUAUACACGACUGGAAGAAUGUAGGAUUAAAUACUAGAGUGUCUGUAAACCUAACCUCACCUUUAAAUCAUGGUAUGAAAAUUUAUAAUAAAGUGUAUGCUGUAGAUGGAAGUGGGUUGAAAUCUGAUGUAGCAGUGUCUGGUGGUAUUACAAUUGAUAUCACGCCCCCAGUACCGGUUGAUAUAGAUUAUAUUGGAGAAAAUCUCAUCGCCAACCCAUCAUUUGAAGAAGGCGUGACAGAAUCAAAUAAGGAAUGUGAUGACCAACCACCAGCUCCUUGGUAUAUUGACUCCACCUCGUGUAUUAAAAUCAUCCAAUCACAACCUUCCGUUUCAAAAGAGGGUGGAACCUAUAUUAAAGUGAAAGGUCAUAUUCAACAAACAGUUUUUGAUUUAAACACCCACAGUGCUUAUCAUGUUAUAGUACAUGUCGGAUAUCCACAUGAUGUUAGCAUUCAGCAUCACAACGUGGAAGGUUUCGUGCAAUUCGGACAAGAAACUCACACUUUCAGCCUUGACCCAGAACGAUGUCGGGGGAUAUGUGACAUCAACCAACAGCCAUUAAUAUUAUGGAACAAAUUUACUUAUGUAUUCUAUCCAAGAGAAGCAAGCGAAGUGAUAAGAAUUGGUACAAGUAAAUUACAUAUGAUAUUAGCUGUAGAUGAUGUAUAUGUACAACAAGUUAAUUAUAUAGAUAUAACCAGUGAUUCUAAUCAUUUAAUACAUCAUACAGUGUUUAGACCUUAUUGGUCAUCUCUUCAUCUUACCUGGCAUUUUAAAGAUGAUCAAAGUCCUAUUACAGAUUAUCAAUGGGCACUAGGAACUGUGAAAGGUGGAACCCAGAUUCAGUCGUUCACAAGUGUUGGCAGAAAUCAGCACGCUACAGCAUCUGGUCUAAAUUUAGCCCAUAAUACAUUACUUUACUUGACGGUGAUGUCAACCAAUGGCGCCGGACUAACAACUGUCAGCCAAUCAGAGAGUAUUGUUGCCGAUAUGACUCCGCCAAUAAUAUCAGAGAUGAACGAUGGUAUAGAGAAUGAUGUAAAUUUCCAGCUAACCAAACUUAUAUCAGUUAAUUGGAAAGUAGGAGAUCCAGAAUCAGGAGUAGAAUAUUGUCAUUGGGCUAUAGUGUAUUAG